Messenger RNA from Hippocampus comes (tiger tail seahorse), 2706 nucleotides. RefSeq names its product receptor activity-modifying protein 1. Gene Ontology annotation, cellular component: signaling receptor complex; membrane; cell surface. The transcript is spliced from 3 exons. NCBI's taxonomy places the organism in Eukaryota, Metazoa, Chordata, Actinopteri, Syngnathiformes, Syngnathidae. Gene Ontology annotation, molecular function: coreceptor activity. Gene Ontology annotation, biological process: intracellular protein transport; regulation of G protein-coupled receptor signaling pathway; receptor internalization. The coding region runs from base 130 to 579 and encodes 149 amino acids. The record is from RefSeq and is a predicted model, not a curated record.
GUGGCUGCUGCGUGCGUCUUCAUGGGCUUCCAGCAGGACUCUUCGAGCUCCUCUGAGCGGCUCCUGCACUUCUAAAUAACUUUGCGUCCUGGGGGAGCUUUUGGAAGGGGGGGAGGCGGGGGCGCCAGGAUGGGAGCUCGGAUCAGGGCAGGCCGGCAGAAAGCGAUGCUCCUGUGGAUCAUUGUGGUGACUCAGUGUGUGUGGGCACUGGGCUGCGGACCCCAUUAUGAAUACGCCAUCGAGGAGUUCUGCUUGGCCAAAUUCAGACUGGACAUGCAAGAGCUGGACCAGGGACACUGGUGCAGCUGGGAGGACACCGUCGAACUGUAUGGCGAGCUGACCAACUGCACCUACCUGGUGGCGCUCAAGAUGGACUGCUUCUGGCCCAACCUGCUGGUGGACGACUUCUUCAUCCGCGUGCACAAGACCUACUUCCACAAUUGCUCGUUGUCGGGACGUCUGCUCAGGGACCCCCCCAACCGCAUCCUGGGCCCCUUCAUCGCCAUGCCCAUUCUGGUCACCCUGCUCGUGACUGCGCUGGUGGUGUGGAGGAGCAAGCGCAGCGAGGGCAUUGUGUAAGCACAGCGAUCCGUCGAGGAGCCCGUUUCUUCGAGGGGGAACCUUGGAUGUGAGGAAAAAAAAAAAACAAAACUGAUGUGAAUGAUGGACAAGAAUCGAGCAGCUAUUUAUAUGACCUUGACCGCACUUAUACAGCAGACAGUAAAGCCAGGGUGAGGCAGCUUUUGCUAAUCUAUAUUGAGCCAAGGCGCAUAUCGUUGCCGCUGGGUGGAAUCCUCAACCCUCUAAAGUCAUCACUUUUCACAGGAGCCCCAAAACGCCAUCUCUGUGCCACUGUGGACGUUGCAUCAUCAAAGAGAGCAAGCCAUCGUCAACAAUUUAGAUUGGUGGAUAAUUUGUAAAAAAUAACCCCCACACCCGCGGACCCCCACACAUCUAUACCAGUAGUAUAGAUGUAUAAAAAAAAUAUGGCGGUGACCAAAUUGCGACAGGGCCCAAGAUAAGCGAAAAAUCUCCUGGCACACCACUAAACGAAAAUGUAAAAACGUACACUGGAAUCAAACCAAGAAAAUUCUUCAACUGGGCCUGCUUAGUUGAACACAGAACUGACACAGUCACGGGUUGUAGAGUAGAUGUCGCUGGCAUUGAUGGAUUUACAGUGGAACCUUGGUUUUCAGGGUUAAUCUGUUCCUAAAAGUCAGAUUAAAGCAAAAAAAUCUGGAGCAAUAUUUCUGAUCGGAAACACCGUCAUGUAAAUCUAAUUAAUGCACUUUAGAAACCCCAAAAUAUUUGAUAAAAAGACAUUAUUGUAUUUUAUUUUUUAUUAUUGUUAUUAUUAUUAUUAUUAUUAUUUAUUUAUUUAUUUUUUUAAACAAAUACUUUCAAAAUGCUUCCGAAGAACGUUUGAGGUGAGGGUCACUCAAGAAAAGCCUCAAAGUGUCGCUUUGUGUGGGGUAAGAUUCCAGGAAACGGGUGGGUGAGAGCAAGCUGAGGCGUUCGCUACGGACCAUUUUUCAACUGUACCAAAAGUGAGCGCGUGUAUGCAAAUUGGGACCAAAAUUUUAGCAAAAAAAUGUUGGAAACCGAACCGUACGAAAACCGAGGUUUCAUUGUGUAUGAGGAAAUGCAAAGAUAGCACGGACAUUCGCUUUUAAAAGCAUCGCCUCUUUAAUGAAUUUGUCAGAGUCACUGUUCUGGGUUUUGAGCUUUGACUCAUCUAUGGAUUUCGCGGGGGUACACACAUACUGAUAAUCUGGCCAAGUGAAUGAAAUGUGAGUUUUCCUCGCCAAUCUGCUUGGAAAAUUGUCGACCUGUUGAAUAUUUCAGAUUGCUAAUCAACAAAUUUGGUACAAUAAAAAUGACAAGAAGAGUUUGCCACUGCUGAACACUUCCCAGACAAGCUAGCAUUUCGCAUUUCUACUUCUUCUUCUACUGUAGUAGUCUGGAUGUCCUGUGGCACCACGCUGCCUCACACAGGUCGGUCUUGGUGCUACAACGUGCAUUCAGUUUGGCGGAGUAGAUUUGUUGUUAUCAGUGGAGAUAUGGUUGUGUGUAAUGCGCUUUAGCUCGGUCGCAUUUUCAAAAUGGGCUAAAAUGUUAAAACUCAAGAUUUGUGUCCCCCACUCUAGUCCCCCCCCCAAGAUAUUUUUGUCAAACUAUAGAAAUACACACAAACAAACCCAAUUUCAAAAUGUUCUCCCCUGAUCUCUGUUUGUAGUACUUGGAGAGUCAUCAUCCCCCAAAAUGCUAAAUAUCCAACUGAAUGACGAAUUCAAAGAGGAAAGCACAAUCAAACCACCAAAAGAAUUCAAGCUUGAGAUCAAGUUGCCCAACGCGCAGCUCUGCUAACGGCUGCCAAUGCCGAAAGCGAAGCUUUUAUAUCGCAGACCUGAGCUUUGUAUUGAUUUAUGAUCUGCCAGCGUGGUGUGCGAACGCUUUCCUCAUUGAUAUUUUUGAAUGCUCUCUUUCCUCUUCAGGGAGCUUGAGCUAUAACCUGCCUGUCAGGAAAAAAAAACCUAAUAAACACAAACAAAACACACCCACUCCUCCCCAACAUGCUCCUACUUUGUACUUUGUAUCAAAAACUGAAGGCGGCAUUUGCAACAGAAAGAAUGUCUCGAAAUCAUUGAAAUGUACCAUCUGAACAGAAAGGGAAACGUGAAUAAAGUGUCUUCUUGUGUGUCAGGA